Molecule: messenger RNA, 1954 nt
Organism: Triticum aestivum (bread wheat)
Lineage: Eukaryota; Viridiplantae; Streptophyta; Magnoliopsida; Poales; Poaceae
Product: putative disease resistance protein RGA3
Exons: 1
Coding region: 166-1686 (506 amino acids)
Source: RefSeq, a predicted model, not a curated record
CUUGAAAUCUUCCAUCCACAACACCUACCCUGGUGGCUCGGUCUUGAGUCAAAAUUGAGCAACACCCCCAUGGCUUGACGCCCAAGUAGCUAGUGUCACUCACUGCUAAUUUUAUCCCUCUUCCAUUGCACCACUUGAGCUCUGAGUCAAGGUGGUUUGCAAUCAAUGGAUAUCCUCGUCUCUGCAAUCGUAGGUGACUUCAUCAGCAGGUCUGCAUCGUUCAUGAUCAGCAAAUACUUCCAGCAGCAGCCUGACCUCAACAAGAUUCAACAGAGGCUACAGAGAGUCCUACUGAGAAUCGACAUCAUCGCCGAGGAGGCCGAAGCGCGGGACAUCACCAACCAGGGGAUGCUCCGUCAGCUCAAGAUGUUGAGGCAAGGAAUGUACAGAGGCCGCUAUGUUCUUGAUGCCUUGAGAUUCCAAGCGGCCCUCGACGAGGAGGUAAGCCACUCAUCAUCUGCGCUCUGUAAAUAUAGUCCAGCCAAACGGCUCUGUUUCUCUCGCGCCGGCAGUGGCAGCAGCAACAGAGAAGCGCUGUUGUUUGGCACAAACAGCAACAUGAGGGAAGAGCUGCAACGGAUGGUUGAUACCCUUGAAGAGACCGUUUCUGGCAUGAAGGAGUUUAUUUUCUUCUUGGAGUCAUAUCCCCGGAUACACCGCCAACCUUAUGGCACAUAUUUGGUAUUGGACAAUUGCAUGUUUGGUCGGCAAACGGAACGGGAGCGGGUCCUGAAUUUCUUGCUUUGUCCCAGUGCUACUUCAGACUUGGCUGUACUUCCGAUCAUUGGUCCAAGAAGAGUAGGGAAGAGCACCCUUGUUGAGUACAUCUGUAGGGAUGAGAGUGUGCGUGAUGGCUUCUCCAUGAUCAUGUUCUUUCCAGAAGGCAGUCUCAAGGAUGAAGGAGUGGUCGACCUGAAAGGGAACAUUAUGAAUAGUCUAGUCAGACAUGAGAAUUUUGCUUCUCAAAACAGGUUGCUGAUUAUUGUUGAAAUAGCCGAGGGCAUUAGCGAGGAAACACUGAGAAGCCUGAAAUCUUCCGCAACCUUCAUCACACCUUGCGGUGGCUGCAAAAUCAUAAUCACCAGUCGCUCGGAUAGAGUAGUGAAUCUGGGAACAACAGAAGCACUUCGACUGGACUAUCUCUCUCAGGAAGCUUAUUGGCAUUUUUUCAAGUCGCUUGCAUUCGGAAGCAGAAGCCCUGAUGAACAGCCAAAACUGGCAUCGAUGGCCAUGGAGAUCGCUUUGGAACACAAACAGUGUUUCGCAAGCGCGCAUAUCAUUGCUGGGAUGCUGCGAGAUAACUUCAAUGCUCAAUUCUGGAGCACAAUUCUUGAUUGUGUGAGAGCAUUUAAACAGACACAUCUCCUUAUGUUUGGCCAGCACCCAUACCUUCGUAUGCGGGAAGAUGCACCGGUGUAUGGUUGGAGAUUGGCGAGCAGCAGCAAAUAUUUCUUGGUUUGCAACACUUGUCAGUUAGGUUCCAGUGAGGAAGUCCCGAAGAUCAGUGUGCAGGACAUCAUCUUAGGACAUGGUGGUACACUACCACGUGGGCAAUUUGAGGCCCUUGGAUGGAGGUCUCGCAUACCUCCCUACUACAACUACAUGGUAAGCUGUAAGAUGCAAGAACCACAAAUUACUGUGGGAAGGAAGAAGCGCGCGCAUCAGGAGGAAGAACAUUUGAUUUGAAUAACCAUGUUGUCUGUGGCUCACAUCAUAGGAAGUAUUAUUACGCUGCAUCUAGGAGUCCUGCCAAAUUAGUUAAUAACUUAAUAUAUUUCUUGUAGCGUUUGGAUGCUUGUGUUUGGGUCAAGGCAAUGUUCGCAUUGCCGGUUGAAUUAGAAUCCAAGACAAGUCGUAUUUAUAAAGUUGAGCACUUAUUAGUCUCUACGUAUCAUGUGGGUACUCCAUAAAACUAAGCCUUGUGAUAAUCCUUGGACUUGAAGAAAAGGGUAGA